UCCGCUUCAAGAGACAAAACUCUUAGAGUGUGGGACCUGAAAGAUGAUGGAAAUAUGGUGAAAGUAUUGCGGGGCCAUCAGAAUUGGGUAUACAGUUGUGCGUUUUCUCCAGACUGUUCUAUGCUGUGUUCAGUUGGAGCCAGUAAAGCAGUAUGUAUCAAAGUUCUUGUCCAUGUGCUGAAUUGGAUGAUGAUGUAUGCUUAAUCAUUUCAAAUCUGAGUGACCUAUUAAGUUUGUGCUUGGUGUCAUGAAUAUCUUAAGUGCUUUAUUUCAUGAUGGAGAGAAUUUGCAUGUAGAAAAUUAGAUAUUUGUGAAUUGAGAAUUGAAUUGCUUUUAGAGAUGUUUAUAAAAUGAAGGGUUAGUGAGGGUAUUUUUUUGUGAAUGAAGUCUAGGAAUGCUUAUGUGCUGUAGAUAAGUAAGAUUAGUCCAUUUUUAAGAUAUUUUCUUGCCAAUUGAUUUCUUUGUUUUUGUUUUGUCCAGUUUGCUGGUUUUGUUUUGUUUUUAAGUUUUGAGUCUCAGUUGGACAUUUAACUGGAAAAAAAGUACUUUAUAAGCAUAGUAACAUUAUAACUCCUGUAUGUCCUACAGUGGAUUAUAGAUGAAGCUGCACAUGGUUUUACAGCGUGCCUAUGACAGCCUAAGUGGUGACUGUUAAGGGUUAUAGAUAUACUUUAGUGAACUGUCAGUUUACUAGCUCUGAGCUAAUGUAUUUUUAAGAGUUCAGCAGCGUUGAGUAUGAAACUGGAUGAACUCCAAAAUACAUGUAAUGAUCGCAACACUCUUUGAACUGAUGGGGGUGGAGGGUGUAGAUAAAACACUUUUAUUUUGUCAAGAAGUAUGUUAAAAUGAUAGUUGUGAAUGUUAGGAGUUUAAAACAAAAUAGCUUAGUUUUGUCUUUUGUUUUUGUUUUUUGUUUUUUUUUUUUUUAACCAUAAAGACAAGCUAGAUGUUGACAUUGCGAUUUUAGGCUGUGUGUUUUCCAUAUGCUUCUUGCUUUCCCUGUCACAGGUGGUGGCAGCAAUAUUGGUGUGAUUGAGGUUAUGCUGGCACCACUCACACACAGGCGCAUAAUGGUGCUAGCUGGGCAGAAAGAGUGGCAUCUCUGGCUACCGGGCUGGGGGCGACCUUUACCCUAGGAUGAAGUAACCUUGCAUUCGGCUGCAAGGUGUACUGUACGUACACAGGUUUUCCUUUGGAAUAUGGAUAAAUACACCAUGAUAAGGAGACUGGAAGGGCAUCACCAUGAUGUCGUAGCUUGUGACUUUUCUCCUGAUGGAGCAUUACUAGCUACUGCGUCUUACGAUACGCGUGUGUAUGUCUGGGACCCACACAUUGGAGACACUCUGAUGGAGUUUGGGCACCUGUUUCCCCCGCCUACUCCAAUAUUUGCUGGAGGAGCAAAUGACCGAUGGGUAAGAGCUGUGUCUUUCAGUCAUGAUGGACUGCAUGUUGCCAGCCUUGCUGAUGAUAAAAUGGUGAGGUUCUGGAGCAUUGGUGACGAUUGUCCAGUACAAGUUGCACCUUUGAGCAAUGGUCUCUGCUGUGCCUUUUCUACUGAUGGCAGUGUUUUAGCUGCUGGGACACAUGAUGGAAGUGUGUAUUUUUGGGCCACUCCAAGGCAAGUCUCUAGUCUUCAACAUUUAUGUCGCAUGUCGAUUCGAAGAGUGAUGCCCACCCAAGAAGUCCAGAAACUGCCCGUUCCUUCCAAAAUGUUGGAGUUUCUCUCCUACCGGGUUUAGGAUGAGGACUGCUUUCCUGGUGGGGCAGACAGAGCACCCUUUACAACACACCUCAAGCUUUACCAGCUCAAGCAUCUGUUCUUGAAGGCUCGGAAGAUUAUUUAAUUUGAUCCACUCUUAUAUUUCAUUUCAUUAGUUGGACUUUUAAAGCAUUAUUUAUACACCAUUGGAGAAAUAUUUCUGAACAUAUCAUGUAAUUUUUAAGAUUAACUGUGAAAACAUUACAUACAUGUAUAUAUUUAGACAUAAGCUGCUAUGUAUUGAAUGGGCCCUUUAGUUUUCUCUUAGUUCUGACUUGUAUAUAUUGCUUUAGUAGAGCCAGGAUGUGCAUACGUGCUGUUUGUUGGAGCAAAUUCAGUGGAAUUUUUGUUUUUUUAUUUGGGGCACUGAGUUUGCAUGACGUUGAAUAAAACAGAAUUGCCUCAUAGGAAAUGGGUUGGUCAGAAUGGAUGGUGUGAAGCUGACUGGUGAGAGAGGUUUACUAUUUGAAAUUUUCCAAAGGAAUGGUUUGUGGGAGUUUGAAUGUGACGUUUAAAAAAGAGCCAAGGAAAAAGAUAGCUAGAAAAAGGUUGGCUCUUGUAGGCCUUAAUUUUGGAAAGCAGCUACUUACCUACCCCUCGGAGAAUAAAAAAGUAUUAUGCAUUCUUGUCAAUUUGAAAACUACAUCUACUGUAUUAUUGCUGAAUAUUUUGUCAAUACUAAGGGACAAUUAUUUUAAGACCAUGGGUUUUAUUUUUAACAUUUUGUUUCUACAAGGAUGAUAUUGGUGACUUACCAAAGAGAAGCAAUACACAAUAUGUCUGCUUUAGCCUUCUUUUAUUUAUCUUAUCUGCAGAUGUUGAAAAUGUAUGCAUUAUGUAAAAUGCUUGUUUUGUAUCUUUUGAGUUUUUUAAUUAAACAACAUAAAAAUAA
Molecule: messenger RNA, 2651 nt
Organism: Rattus norvegicus (Norway rat)
Lineage: Eukaryota; Metazoa; Chordata; Mammalia; Rodentia; Muridae
Source: RefSeq, a predicted model, not a curated record